GUUUCUAAUUUUUAUUAACAGUAUUAUUAAAAAGGCUGAUAUUCAUAAUACAAUAGGUUGUAAAUCUUUUUAAAUCUGAGCACAGGAUGCUUAUGGGUUGCUUGUGAAGUUGCAAAAGUCUCAGUGGGGGAAACCAAGCUGUUACGCUCCAUUCUCCGAGUCUCCUGCUGUGGCUGAGGAGCGGCCCCAUGUCGUGAGAUUUCAGCCCAAUUCUGCAACUGCUGAAUUAGGGAACUGACACCUUUUUUGGAUCAAUCCAGGCAGGUUUAUAGGACACAUCAAAUUCUUAUGCUCAUCCACUGUUUUCCUGUUUACAAGCCAAUUAAGUAGAUUAUUAGCCAAAGAUCAUUAUUUAAAUGUAGUUACUCCUAGUUUGAAUCAAUGCAGUGGUUAUAAUUGGAAUGUCAUAAUGUUAGUGGUCUCCUAUUUACAGUCUGUUCUCCUCUCUGGUUCGCUUGAUUAAUAAUGUAUUCAGAAAAGCCUUCCUGUAUGAUAUUCUCCUUGUAUGACUGCUCAGCUUUCUGCCAGUGAAGACAUUAUUUUUGACAAAUAACAAACCAUUAGUAAGGAUCUAUUUUGGGGUUUUGCACUGGAUCAGACAUCAGAAUCCCGUUCUGUCACACAGAUCUGAGAACACGGCAGACUGGGGGGGACUGAGUACCCAGGACCCUCAUGUGAGGAAGGCCCAAAAAGAUGAUAGAAAGAGUAGCUGUGGAUGCAGGGGGGGGGCAUAUAGAAAAUGCCUUUCUACAGGGCCCAGAAUACAUUAGGUGUUCACAGUGAUCUGAUUUACUCCACAGUUUACUAUUUAGUUACAUUGAAUUAAAUACACUUCAGAGAAAGGGGGAAGCAAAAGAUUUUUUACUAAUGGUUCUGUGUCUUCUACAGGGGUGGUGCUUAAUAUCUGGGGUACCUGACAAUAGUUUUGAUAUUGUAAUUUGUUAUCUUUUGUCUUUACACAGGACAAGGACAAGAUGUCAUAAGGAUCCAUUUUCCAAAUUAGAUAUGAUAUUAGACUUUCUAAUUACUGGAAACGAAAUGGGAAAAUCCAAUCUAGGCUCAUGCUGUGCCAGUAAGACUCUUUGAUGGGUAGACAGACUUUUUUUGUAAUGGCUGAUUGAUCUUGGAAGUGCUCUCGAGGGCGCUGUAAACUCAGCUGUUUCCAAAAUGAGCGAGCAAGGAGAGCAUUUUGGUGAGAGUGAGUUAGGGAACAACAACCAGCAGGGGGGCGUGCUGGCUGAAGGGGAUGCCAACGCCAAUGAGAUCCGGACAGAGGAUAGAGGGAUAGCGGGCGACACUGGCAUGCUUUCUGGCCCAACGACUGAAACAGCACAGCAGGACAAAGUCAUCAUCUGGGGCACGGACUCCCAGUGUGACGACCCCGAGCUGGCUGAGUUUGAGAUGCUGGAGUGUCAGGAGCUGGAGGCCUACCUGGUUGAGGAUGGAGAGGACUUUGUCGGGCUUACAGACCAGAAAGAGCUUCAACAAAAGCCUUCACCAUUCUGCAAUGCCAGAGUAGACCAGGUGACAGGUAAUCAGAGCAGGGAAGAGGGAAAGUCCAUGCUGCAUGGCACCAGUGAGCAGGAAUCCAGUGCCUCUUGUGUCUCUGAGAGUAAGGAGGUGUCCAGGACUGAGUUAAGCUCAGAAACCAAUUUUGUGUCCUGUCUGUCCACCAUUUCAAGCAUGGACACAGCGAUGGACACUGCUGGCAAGAGCCAGACAACAGACUCCUGGCACAUUGCCUCUGGUCCUUACUCAACCAUCUCAGAAGACAUGACUCUGGUUUCCCAGACUGGCCAGGCCUCUCAAAUAGCUGAUUGCCCUCCCCUCCCCCCUGGGAAAAGCACAAUACACAGGAAAGAUGUGGACAUGAAUUUGAAUUCAACAGUUCACUCAGAGGAUGCAGCAUCACGGGCACAAGUGCGCAACAGAGUUACUCCGUGUAAGGACGUCAUUGAUGAGCACAGAAAGAAUAAUAAUCAGAGAAAUAAAGCAGGCAAUAUCAUCCCAGAGGGAGACUGUGAUCAAAGGAGGAGUCCAGAGCACAAGGGUUUACCCGAUGCAAAAACAUCACAUGAAGAAAGCACUAAAAUGGAUAAAAGCACACAAGCUGAUGAGGCCCCGGACAUGAACCACGGCCAACCCACAACAGGUACGAAAGGGACUCAGUUAUCAAUUGAAUCCAAAGCCAUAAAGAAACGAGGAUCAUUUGACAACUCGUUAAAAAAACAAAACUCUUUUGACAAGAGUUUUAAAAAGCAGCCAUCAUUUGAGAACACUUUUAAGAAGCAGCCAUCGUUUGAGAAUACUUUCAAGAAGCAGCUCUCCUUUGAUAACACCUCCAAAAAGCAGGGCUCUUCUGAGAACCCAAUCACCUCCGGCUCUUCAAGUCUGGAGAGAAGGAAGCCAUGGGGAAGCCCCAGUCGGCCAGCAACUCCCACCACGCCGAAAACUACUUCCUGUUCCCCCAAGAGACGACCGCCUGGUUCUCCUGCCAAGGUCCAGAGCGGCAGGGCAUUGAGCUUGGAGCGCAGCGACUCCCCUCAGAGAGCAUUAAGUCAAACAGUCAAACCACCAGGUAAGACAGGUUUGAGCAGUUGCAUCCCCAAACCUGUCACCUGUCAGCAGAAAGAGCCUGAACCCAGAAGGUCUUCUCCUCCCCAGAAGCCUAAAAAUGUCAGACCAAAAAUCAUCACCUAUGUUCGAAAGAAUCCCCAAGUAAAACCCCAAGGGACAGAUGCCCCGCCGGAAGCCUCGACACUCCCAGUAAGAUUAUCUUCUUACUCCAGCCCACCAGCUCAUAAAGAUCCAAAGGUUGGUCCUCAACCUAAAUCUACGCCGGUGCUAUGUUCCUCCAACCUGCUGUUUGACAAAUAUCGACAGGAGAUGCAGAAGGCGGGGUACUACCCCCCAGGCAUGGCUGGGACUGGGGCAAAACCUCCAAGCAGCACCAUCCCUCAAAGGCUGAGUGGAAAGUCGGGCAGUUUUCAUGAGGAUAUGCCUGAGAAAUACCUCCAAGAGCCUGUUACCCAAGAUGGAGGCAGUGUGUACCGCUCACCCAGAGCUCUGAGGCCUCAGCUGGGGUUAGGGGCGGUCACCAGGCAGCCUGCAGCCAAGACAAGAGUUCAUCAGGCAGGCCAAAGGUCAGCGCCGGCCCCAGGCCAGUGUGCUCAGGCUGCCCAGGGCUACCAGGACCCUGCAGGAGAGCAAAAGAAGUCAGGAGAAAGAGGUCCAGAAGCCACCCCCAAGGGCGUCCUGGUGAAACCAGGCCAGUCUGGUCUCCGUCCUCCAGGCUUCAGCGCCCUGCCCGCUGCCCGUCUAGCCACCUUCGGCUUCGCCCGGAGCUCCAGUGUCUCGUCUGUGUCCAGCACCCAGUCCAACGACAGCAGUCACAGUGAUCCCUGCCGAGCCUCUCAGCAUCCGGGCAGUGGCAGCGACGACACACAUCUCCACAACGCCACAGCGCCCCCCAGCGAAGCCUCCAACGCUCAGAGCCGGCCUCACCCUCCCAACGCCCCCAGCCUCCAGCGCCGCAGUCUGCCGCCGCAGCGCUGCUCCCCGCUUGCCUCGAGGAGAGAAAGGCAGAAGGACAUAGAGGCUGUUUUGCCUCCGAAGUCCUCCCCCAAAAGAUUUGCAGUGGUAUCGCCCAAGCCACAGUCCCCUGCUUUCAGUGUUGCACACUGGGAGCAACUGCAGCAGAGGAAGGAGGAACUGGAGCGGCGUUUCAAGGCUGAGCUGCAGGGAUUGCGGGCUCAGCAGCAGAGGGAGCUGGGAGUGCUGGAGGAGCGGCUGAAGGUGCAGCACGGGGCCCAGGUCGAGAGCCUGCAGGCCCAGAGGCGGGCCGAGCUGGAGGAGCUACGGGUCAAACAGCAAGAACAGAUUGAGGAGAUGAACGAGAACCAGGAGGCGUCCCUGAUGGAGAUGGAGACGGCUCACGAUGACACACUGGCCACUCUGCAGGAGGAGCAUGCCAGGACCGUGAAGAAUCUGAAGAUGGCCCAUGAACAGCAGACCAAGUCUCUGGAAGAAGAGUUUGAAAAGAUCAGACUGUCACUGCAGGUAAACGCUUAGCCUUUAUGAUUUGAUUUUUUUUUACA
Messenger RNA from Etheostoma spectabile (orangethroat darter), 4097 nucleotides. Its product is annotated as microtubule-associated tumor suppressor candidate 2-like. Lineage: Eukaryota; Metazoa; Chordata; Actinopteri; Perciformes; Percidae. Gene Ontology annotation, cellular component: nucleus; cytoplasm. Gene Ontology annotation, molecular function: microtubule binding. The record is from RefSeq and is a predicted model, not a curated record.